AUGGCAAACCACUCAAGAAAAGGGCAUUAUUGUUAUACACACUCUAUAGCGAAAGGCUUAGAGUUUGUAAAGCAUGGAGGGAUACCAUUGGCAAAACAUUGCAAGUACGUAGGUUGUAGAAAGCUGACCGCUUAUCGUCCACCAAAGGAUCAUUCUCAUGUUCGGAUCGCUUCGGUACAACGAAGGUCUUCCGUAGAUGAGGCAUUACCCCACCUCGAGUUUCAUCCGAUUGGAGCAUCAUUGGCUAUCUUUCAACCAGAUUAUUUGACUAUCAAAGAGGGAAUUUACCGAGGGCCUAUGUCCAAAGGAUCUAUAUAUAAAGGUCUCCAUGCGGUCUCUAUAUAUGGCAUUGAUGAAGAAAAUGGAGAAACAAUCGUAUUAGUAAAAUCUUCUCAUGGCGAAGAUGUGGGAAGAGAUGGUUAUUUUAGAGUUUCUUUAGAUAUCAUGAUGAUUGAGGUUCCAUGGGAAGGACAAGAGGCUCAUCCCAAUUUUAAACGCCCAACCAAACUACUCACUGGAUUUUGCUUCCCUCGAGAACAGGAACUGAAGUAG
Messenger RNA from Arabidopsis lyrata subsp. lyrata, 552 nucleotides. Its product is annotated as protein HEAT-INDUCED TAS1 TARGET 2. The transcript is spliced from 3 exons. Lineage: Eukaryota; Viridiplantae; Streptophyta; Magnoliopsida; Brassicales; Brassicaceae. Gene Ontology annotation, molecular function: cysteine-type peptidase activity. Bases 1 to 552 code for a protein of 183 amino acids. The record is from RefSeq and is a predicted model, not a curated record. Gene Ontology annotation, biological process: proteolysis.